AUGACUAGAGGUCGAAAUAAUGGACGGCAGUCAAUGUCUUUUGUUACUUCGUCACGCUAUGAGCCGGCAAGUCUCGUUGAUUAUAGUCAAAGUGAGCCAGUACGUUUGUAUCCUCCAGAGCCUGGUCGUGGAUAUCUUGCUGCGCUGCAAUUGCUACAGAACAAGAAAGUAGCCAUCGUGGGACUCCUUAGUACGAGUUUCUCAUCUCCUUCAUGUGCUUUCGCCUUUGCAAACCGCCUCAUUGGUCGAUGCGUCUUUCAAGAUGAUUCAAUGCAAAGCACUACUAUUGAAAAGGACGUCAGAUUACCUGCUAGCGUCCAUUUCUACUAUGACGAUGUGGCAAGGUGUAUAUACCUACUAGGUGUGGUUCGACCCGAGAGUUAUUGCUUCUGCUCACAUAUAACCAGUAAAGAUACAUCAUUAAAGAGUACCAACAAAAAUGUACUGCUGGAUGAACGACAAAUAAUUAGUGACGAAAAUACUGAAGAAGCAGAAGACGAAACGCUGAGUGAGACACAACGGAUUCGCCAUGAGGUUGAUACUUUUCAGCACGAGAAGAUCAAGAUGCAAGUACUUUUGUACACCAGUUGUAACAUACUGUUUGUGCUUAAAGAAGAUGCGAGGAUGACCAUUGAAGUUUUAAGAGACAUUCGCGCCUUGGCGGCGGAGAAGAUGCAAGUGCUGAACCUCGUUCCAGCACCAUCAAAGCAUUUGAAGCGUGAUAGUGGCCACUUGAAAGGCUCGUCGGCUUCGUUAAGUGGAAGAGGGAAUGCAUUCGCCCCUGGUCGUUGUGUGCCGCUAGUGGUUUACGUUGUUCCACCACCUGAUAACAUUUUGUAUGGCUCGACCAAGACACAAGGAUCUGGACAUUUGCGCUCAAUGACGGUAUCCUACUGCAAGGCAUUAGAGACACGUUUGUCAAUUCUGUUUAGGUCGUUGCGCAGUAAUACCGUCGGCUUAAUUCGCAUGCGUGACACACUGAGUGCCGCUAAUCUGAGCAAAGAAAGACGACUAUUUAACUUGGACCCAGCUCAUUGUGUUGUUGUCGUUUCGAGACGUACAGUUACAGCUGAUGGCCGACCAGUGGCACAGCUCGAAAAUCUUCUAGACGCAAUGGACUUGGCUAUCGAUACUAACGAUAUUAAAGAUGAUUCGUUGCUACAAUCAUUGGCAAAUGGCGACAUGGGGAUACAGCGGCUGAAACAGUACCUGCAAAAGUAUCUUAAUCUGCUUUUUUCGUUCUCGCCGACCAGCAGUAAGGAUGGUGGGCGCACUGAAUUGCUAAGCCCUUCGCAAUGGGUUAAAGCUUUUCACGUGCUGGCCAAAGACUACAACCGCAUGGACUCGAAGAGAAAACAUGAAGUAACGACAUUGGAAAAUAUUCAAAGUGCAGUGUGA
Messenger RNA from Peronospora belbahrii, 1398 nucleotides. NCBI's taxonomy places the organism in Eukaryota, Oomycota, Peronosporomycetes, Peronosporales, Peronosporaceae. The record is from the annotation of a GenBank genome assembly.